Molecule: messenger RNA, 7319 nt
Organism: Pocillopora meandrina
Lineage: Eukaryota; Metazoa; Cnidaria; Anthozoa; Scleractinia; Pocilloporidae
Source: the annotation of a GenBank genome assembly
AAAUAUGGCCGACGAUUCGAAGAUCAGCGUUGCUCGUGUUUAACUAUUUCAGUCAUAGUUUUCAACAUGGCGUCUCGUCACUUACUCAACAUGGAAAAUAAGGGAUAUUCUGGCGCGUUGGGAACUUUUUUGAUGGGAGGAAAUGGCAAUUUAACAGGAUAUUUGGACGCUUCGAACUCUGUAGCAGUCAACUCGAUCGAGAGUAGUUGACUUUAUUGAUGCACUUUCCUGUAAUAGGCGAGUGUUUGGGAUGGAGAACGACGGAUUUUGAAGAACUGUAUGGCGACCUAAGUCAAUAAUCAAUGACAAAAGAACUGACUCGGGAAGUAAGUGGUUUUUAUUUAUCGAGUCCCUGUGAGGUUUGAUGAAUAGCAGAAUCAGUACUGAAUAUGUCUCGAUCGAGAGCAGACGGGACCAUGAGCUCCUGAUUGUAAUAUUUUAGAAAUUUUACAAAUUUCCUUACAGUUUCUUAUAUUAUUUGGACGCCAUUAUGGACGAAAUGCGCAAGCGCGACCGCCAUCUUGUCCAAAAUUUCUGCCGAUGACAAGUCUAUUCUGUAAUUCGGAGGUAUAGAUACUAGGUUUACAAAUUUUUUCAAUUUCAAUGCAUUCAGCAGCAUCUGGAGUCAGAACAGUGUGACCUUUGUGGCUUUUUGUUGGUUGAAAACAGGAGUUUGUCAAAUCAUAGUCACGCAAGACAUUUUGAACAAAACGACGACUUACCCAAAGUUGUUGUGCACUUGUGCGCUGAGAUACUCCAUCGUGGUGAAGAUCCAAGACCCUUUCGCGAACAAAAUUUGGUAAACGUCUACCGUUAUCGAAAAGCCCACCAGCCUGAUUGAUUCUAAGUUGCACGGACAUAAUCUCGCACUUAUCCAACACUAACUGCUUCUCAAAAAGGAACAACGGUUGCUUUGUAAUGAUUGGCUUACGCAAACCACAAAGGCGUAAAAAAAAUUAUUAGGGCCGAUUUUUGUUUUGAAAUUUCAACCGCUCAGGUAUCUUUCGAUUGAAAUUUGUUCGACAAAGGGCCGCUUUGGUGAUCAACAUUUAUUUAUUGACUAAAACUGUACAUACAGUCGGAAAAUCAAACGCGGCCGCUUCAAAAUAUUCAUCGAAAUUUUGAAUCUGCCGCGGCUGUUCCCACAGUCGAAAUUCUUUGUUAACGAAUCGGUUUCUGAUUGGUUAAAAAACCUCGGGUGGCCCCGGUUGAGGCCGUUGCACUGUAAGCUACUAGAGGACCGUUGAAAAUUUGAACACGUUAUAACGAAUAGUAUGUCAAAAAAUAGUCCUGUCAAAAGACUUUUGACAGGAAUAACAGUGAUGGUAAAGCAAGCCUAAAACGGAAGAAAUCGCCAGAAGCUACAACGGACACACAGGAUGUGAGUAAGUGUUAAUGAUUUUACGUGUAAAUUAUUCAUAUUUCGAAAUAUUUAUCGUUGUAAAUCGACCAUAUUUCGUUCCCCAUACUAUUCGUUAUAAUGUGUUCAAAUUUUCAACGGUUCCUCUCGUAGCUUAACACCGAGUCACACAACGUGACGCGUUCAUGAAUUAAUCGUUGGCUUUUUCUCGAGACGUGAGCGUUGUUUCUGAAGACUCUGAAAGAAAGCAGUAACACGAUCGCAGACCAGGGUCAGAUGAUGAGGAGUUAAAAAUUCUUGCAUGGUUUAUCGUUAUUUAGAACAUAUUAAAGGGAUAGAAAUGGAAUUUCAUGACGGUACUUUGGCAACAAUACCAUUCAUACUUUGCCACUUUCAGAUGGAAAAUGCAAAGGAAGAUCGAGCAACAGCAUCCAACUUCACGGCAAUUUCUUCACUAUCUGCACCAGAGGAAACUGUUCACAUCGAGUACUCUGAGGUGAGAGAAACUAUUCGAAGACUACAGGAAUUAAUACCGUCAUUGGACUUCAGAGAUUCCAACCCUCCCGAUUUGAUGUCUUGCCUCCCGCUCUCCCGAUUUUUACCAAAUUCUCCCGAUUUAUCAUAAAAUUCUGAAAAGUAGGGGAAAAUUGCUAAUGUUUAGAAUUUUUGGCGAUCUGUCACUGUGAAACACUCAUAUUAUACUUACUUUCUUCGCGAAGAGCAUUAUGGUAUGUUAUAACUCAGGCCGGAAUGAUGUCAAAAUUCAGGAAAUGGCACUUGAGAGAACCUAAAUUUGCAAAAUUUCCCGGGGGCAUGCCCCCUGACCCCCCUAGAAGCUUGCGCCUUUGGCACUAAUAAUUACUCCCUAUUUUCCAUCACAUGGGGUUGGAAUCUCUGGGACUUACUGCUUUAUUACAUACCCUUUUGGGCCAAUUAUUGAAGAGUGUGCUUCUCCCUCUCCCCGCCCUUAGGGCCCCGGCUUUACUCAUGAUAUAUAUUAUAAAAGAUGAGCAUUAUUGAAUUUUUUAGGUUGAAGUAAACUUCUUUUGAUGCCAGAAUAUGCCUAUGAGGAUCGUUAGUUGUCUUUUGAGGGUGCCAGCAAAACAAAGCUAUUAAAUUAAAUGGAAAUGUGGAAAGGGGGAAUUCACACUGCUUGUAAAAUGAAUACAACUCAAGUUGUGUAAUAUGAAGUACAUUUAAACUUUGCAAGGAAGAGGUGCUUCAUGUGAGCACUUAACCUUUUUCUCAACUAUUUGAUUUUUAAUUGUUUGUUUUUUAAAGGUUCCCCUUGUCUAUAGAGGAUUAAAUGAUAGUGUUACUGAUCAAGUUUCAAAUAGGUAAGUUGUUUUGUCUGAAACUUGUAAACUUUACCUUUUUGAAGCAUACUGAAGUUAUUUUUUUCUAUGCAAUCCCAUGGACUGUUUGUCACAGUGAGUGUAAUCCUAAGAAGGACUGUUGUUAGUAGUGCUCACUGAUAUUUUGCCACUACCUUCAACUGUUCUUAUCACUGAGCUACCCCCAUGUUAUCAAAUGUUACCCCCAAUUAUUCAAAACAUUUACUGUACCAAUACCAUCUAUCAUCACAUUCAUUGAUUUUUUCCUCUAAAGAUCUGUUCAUCACAGAAGUUUAAGUAGCUUAGUUUUGUGGCACCCUAGCGUACUGGACAUAACUGUUCUGGAUUGACAUUUUACUAUAAGGAAAUGGAACAAGAAAAGGAACCUGAGUUACUUUUUUCUUUUUUAAAACUUGAUUGACCCUUUAACUACCAAGAUUUCAUAAAUAAUUCUCCUUACUGUCUGCCAUACAAUUUAUAUGAUGUUAGUUUGGAGAAUUUGGCAUUGGAUUAACCAAUAAUCCCCUAAUUGAUAUUUUUAGUUUAUCCUAUUACUUGCCUGCUUGAUAUCAUACUGAUAGUGUAAGGAGAAAUUCUGUUAAAUGCCACACCUAGAAAUUUUUCCCCAAUAAAAAUAUAUCAAAGGGUUGUAAAAAUAGCAGGAAAAGAGAUGCUUCCAGAAAUGCUGAUUGGUACCAAAGUUCUUGCCUACCACACAAAAUGUUUUGCAUUUAUUAAUGUGGGCAACCACAAUUUUGAAAAAUAACUGAACUUGAAAAAUGAGCAACAAAAACCCUGUAGUUCCUUUUAAAGUUCAUUAUACUGUGCUGUCUAGUUUUCACAAUUCUAACCUAUUGAGUCCUAUUUUAUUAGCAUGUGAUGGUUGUUUGCUUUAUUGCUUGGACCAUUAAUGGCCAUGAAAACUUAUAAUGGAGUUUGUGGAUGUUUUUUCAUCAAUUCAGUGUAUUUUUUUAAAAGAAAUAACUCUUGAUACUGUUUAACUUCCAAAUAUUCAUGUGAAAUUAAUUGAAAGUGAAUGUACUGUUUUUAAAAAAUAAUGCACUAAAAUGCUUUUGAUCCUUAAGAUAUUUCAGGGAAACUAUAGAGCCUUAUUUAUAGCAUCUUAAUCAUCAUAAGUUAUUAUUUUAUUAUUGAUCUUAAUGCCAAACCUUAACACUGAGUCUGACUCUAGUUGAUGAAUUUAAAAGUGUUGCAGGUAAAUGGUUACUUUGAGAAGUGUGUUAUCUUCUGAUAUAGAAGUAAUGUUUCUUUAGUGUGUUCAUGUACAUGUACAUCACAGGAUGAGUCUUUUCUAUCCUUUACAAACCCACAGUCAUGAAAAGCAAUCAAAACUUCAAUUCAAACAAACAAGUUUUCUCAAACAAUAUAUAGUGAACUGUGUUGUUUUCUCUUUGUCAGCCUUAGGGAUGUUCAGUCUCCUCUUACUACUGGUACUCCUACCGAAGGAGAAUGUCAAGGAAGAGAGGAGCACUCAUGUUUGAAUGGAAAUCAUCACCAAGGUAUAGAAGACUCUCAUGAUGUUUAGUGAUGCUUUUAAUGGAAAUUUUACUCAAGUAAACUUUACUUACUUUUAGUAAACAACUUACUUGUACAUUGAAAAAGCCCACAAAGGUUCAAACAAUUGACUAAGAUAAAAACAAAUUCCAAUAUCUACUAUGAAAACUAGGUACUAUAACUGCUAUUACAAUUAACUCUAAGGCUUUAUCUUUUUAGAAUUAUUGUGAGGUUUUACUAAUUAUCACCCAAUCUAUGUUUUACCCUUUGCAUUUUCAAUCUUUUCUCUGGCACACAGUCAGACGCCUGAACAUAAAAAAGGAAUGUUAGAUGAUAACUGUUUUCUAUCGAUUGAAUGGUAGGUUCCUUUCUUUUUUUCCAGCCUGGUGACCAAAUUAAGAAAAAAAAAGAAACAAUUUUAUCCCUUCACCUUUGCUUUGCUGAUUAAGAAAAAAUAGUAAAUGAACCAAAUUAUUAUGUUUUACAUUCUAUACUAAAUUACUAAAUUCUAACAUGUCAAGUAAAUUUUGUUCUAUUCAAUUCACAAUUUUUACAAUAUUUAACUGCUUUGUGGUUACUUUUUAACUAUCUUAUAGUUCAUUCGUCACCUCAGCCAUCAACAAAUGAAGAUUUGUGUUCUAUGCAAGAAGAAGAUCUAGCAGAGGUAAGAAGAAGUAAACUGGAUCGUAGUAUUGUACGAAGUUUAUAUUCUUAGUGUUAGUGUUGAAAAGCUUGCGGGAAAGUGCAUUACAUAUACGUGAUAAAAAACAUUAUGUCGUUCCCAAGUGGUCAAUGAUGAAUGUUUGAAUAGAAUGUAGAGUGGAACAUGGGAUUUCCGUUUUUUCUUCCCUCGAAAUCUAAGCUUCCAAAAAAAACAAUCUGGUAAAUUCUUAAAUACUAGGAAAACGUAAGCCCAAGUUUGUCGGUAACAAGUAGCGUAUAGAAUUACCUAUUCAGAGAAUUGGGAGACAACCGAGCAUUUUCCAAACAAACUUUGCUGAAAGUACAUCAAUAAAAAAAAAAUGAAUUGCUCUUGUAUUUCAUGAUUUAUGGUCAUGGUUGAUCGAUCGAAGUCAAUGUUAUAGUUAUGCCGAAGUAAAGGAGGCGAUACCGCUUAAUUAAUUAAUACCGAGUGGGAAAUGUUUCAUGAUCGAUUCAGUCGAUUUUUCCUCGUUUUACUGCUAACAUACUCGUGAAUGCACAGCAAAACUUUUGAUGAACACAACGGGUGAAGUGCUGAAAUUUGGUGUAUUGAGUGAAUUCCGCAGGUUGAGUGUUUGUAAACUGAGAUGUCAUGAAACGGUUUUCAAACAUUGGUGAACAUAUACAUGUAGUAAAUUUUUAGUCCACUAGCAUCAGGUUGGACGUUUCCACAUGCUCUCUUAAUUGGCGACAACUGAAAAGAUCCAACCAUUUGAUGGAGUGAUUUAGCGACCAUAAAACCAAGCUAAACUAUCCAAAGAGGUCGAAUGUCAAAUAACAUUGUGAAAUAUUUAUCAAGAUACUCGAACAGUUUCUGAAAUGUCCAUCAGAACUAAAGCUUGAUGACUUUUUUUUUCACUUCUCAAGUCAUGGUCUACGAAUUUUUUUAAAGUACCUGUUGCAGGGAACCGUUAGUUAUUCCCAGCUGUGCUGCAUAUACAUGUAAAUUAUGCCUAGAAUGUCCGCAUUACUCAGCUCACACUAGUAUCCUGAAAAUUCGAAUUCAGAACUCAAGGAGCUUACCGAUGACUGUACUGUUUCGAUAUCGGAGGAAAUCGUUCCAAAGAAAGGAAUCCUUGUGAUGACUUGUCUGGUCUGUUAUGAAGACUUUCGUUUAGCUUCUUAUUAAAUGCUUCCGUAGAAAACAAAUCAUUUUUAAACUACUUUGCUUUUAUAAAAUGCCACAAGGGACUUGUUUUAAAAAGUUUAAAACAGUUUCAACGAGGUUUCCUAAGGAUUCCAAGAGAAAUUCGCCGCAUUACAAAAACGUCAUAGAUACUAAAAUUAGGCAUGACAUUAAGCUAUGCAUUAUCUGGAUUUAGGGUAACAGAGCGGAAACUUUAUGCGAUGACGUACUAGAUUAAGCGGGGAGAGCAGCUUCCGGCUGCCACCUUGGCUCGGGAAGAGUCUGAGCACGUUGAGCUUCCAGAGUGUAUGAAUGGAAUUUCCCAGGAAAAAAGUGCUCUCUUUAGCUAAGCACUGUAGAUACUCCCAAGAUGUUAUAUCGUGUUCGUCAGUAUUCAGACUUCAGUGAUGAAAAAGAAGGCUCCGGUUUGAAGGAACUGAAGCAGGAGAAGGAUAUAUAGAGAAUAAUACAUGGGCGCGCCUAGAUAUGGAAAUUCUCUUCGAGUGUUUAACUCCAUAGCUCACGAGUGAGAUGUCGAGUUGAACACAAGAAGAAAAAUUUCAUAUCUACAAGUAACCAUGUAUUAUUUUGUUUACCAUAUAAGCACAAUAGCCCUUUACUGACAAGAAAAGUCGAAUUUAUUAAUAAAUGGAAAUAAAAGGAUCGACAAUCCCCCAAUAAAAAUCGUAAAGUGCGUUAGCGCACUCAAAAUGAAAACAUGCGUUGAAUCACUAAAAAGACAAUGGGCAUAAUUUUCAAUAUACAAAAUUUUCAGUUAUUGAAUUGUUCCUUACCGAUAGAAAUCCUUCAGGUACACGGCGAAAAUCGGCCUAUGGUAAAGCUUCCGGGAGUCGAUUUUCGUUCUCAGUCGCGAGAAAUGCCAUUGAUCCAACAUUGCUGCUUUGAAUUAUAUUUUUCUAUAAUAAAUUGCGUUAUGUUUGUCAGGAUUCAGACUCCAGUGAUGAAGGAGAAGGGAUCAGUGUGGAUGAAUUGAAGCAAACGGAUGGAUAUAGGUUAUUUGUUGAAGCUUUGGAUGCACACGUAAAGGCUAACUCGACUAAAGAGUAAUUUAUUGCCGAAAGACACUGGGCGCCCUUCUUUGAACUAUUUAUUUGUUGCAGCGAAGCUUGUAGAAUACAGGACGAGAGUUAGAUAUUUAAAGGCAUUCGUUGCCUAUGUCAAAAGUAUUUUUAUGAAUGCUGUAAGAAAUAUUUUAGUAUUUUUGUGAAUGCUGUAAGAAAUAUUUAAGUAUUUUUAUGAAUGUUUUAGGAAGGAACUGUUU